UAUCGUAAGUAUAAUUUUCAUUGUUCGGUUAAGCAAAAUGUUUACGUGUGCGGUCAUAUUGCUGCUGAUCAUAAGCAAUGUGGAGCUAAGGCUGCUGGUCCACACAGAAGUGGGCAGCAUACAGGGUGUGCCGGCCGACGACGGGGACUAUGUCAUGUUCCUUGGCAUACCGUACGCCAGAGUCAACGCCAGCAAUCCCUUUGGGGCUUCUCUCCCUUACCCAAAAUUCAACAAGGUAUUCGAAGCCAAUGAUGAUUCAAUAAUAUGUCCCCAAUUUAUAGAAGACGACGGUAUUUAUGAUGGAACCAUUGAAUGCUUACGCGUCAAUGUAUACGUUCCCAAUACAGAUAAUGAUAAUAAAGCAGUUUUCGUCUAUAUAUUCGGAGGAGACAACAAGCACGGACAUAAAAGAAAAUCUUUGUAUGGACCCAAAUACCUGGUUCAACACGGAAUCAUUAUGGUAACUUUAAACUACAGACUCGGUCCCUACGGAUUUUUCUGCACCAACCAUCCUGAAAUAGCCGGAAAUCAAGCGUUGAAAGACCAGUACACAGCGAUUAAAUGGGUGAGGGAUAAUAUUCGGGCUUUCGGAGGUGAUCCUCAAAAAAUUACGAUAGGUGGUCACAGUUCGGGCAGCAUGUGCGUAGAUGCACAUCUAAGAACCAAGCAGCCUAGACUUUUCCAGCAAGCUAUACUGCAAAGUGGAACUGCCACACAUCCUCGAUUUAUUGUUCCUCCUAAUAAUACUGCCAUCCUGGAUAUUGCUGAUAAAUUAGGCUUCAAAACUACAGAUUUUUAUAAAGCGAUGUCAUUUUUAGCUAAAAUAAACCCAGAGUUUAUUGUAAAUAUAUCGAAAUCUAUGGAUUGGAAGGUAUGUAUAGAAAAGAAGUUUGAGGGUGUUUUCCGUUAUAUAAGCGAGCACCCUGAGGCGUCUGAAGCUAAUAAUGUUCACGAUAUGAACAUUCUGGGUGGUAUCACUAGCCGUGAAUGUAUCUUUUGCAUCUAUGGUGAUUCAUACAAGGCCCUGAUGAGUAAAUCGGAUAUAUUGGAGUACGAGUUGAACUUAAAGUUUGAUUUUAAAGAAAAUGACAAGGCAUACGAAAGAGUUCGACGCUUCUACUACGAGGAUGCUAACAACAUUGAGCAGAACACAAACGCUACAAUAGAAUUCCUCUCCGACUACGAUUUCGUCCAUCCUAUGCAGCGAGGACUGGUAAAAUAUAGCAGACGCAGGAAUACAACAGUAUUCCAAUACCUGUUUAGCUACAAUAGUGAUAGGUCGAUACAAAAUCGCAGAAUAAUGCACAACGUAACAGAAAAAGGGGCAGCUCAUACUGAGGAAUUAGCGUAUAUGUUUUAUUUCGGCGAGGAAUCAGAUAAGGCCACAGAAGAGGAAUUAGGAGUGAUGAAAAUUUUCACAAAAUUGUGGACGAACUUUAUAAAAUAUGGGAAUCCAACGCCUGUUCGCACGGAGCUGCUGCCGGUGUCAUGGCCGCCGCUGACCGCCAACACGGUGCCGUGUCUGCAGAUCGACUCCAACUUGACAGUCAUCUCGCGACCCUUCCAAAGAAACGUCGCAUUCUGGGAUCUCUUUUUUAACAUUUAUAAGAAAAACUUACGUGUGGCAUUCACAGAAAAAUCGUCCGCGAAUGUUUUAUCUCAUCACAUUUAUGCGUUUUUAAUUAGUAUCUUGUAUUUUUGUGUAAAUUAAUAAUAUUUUAUGGUUUACAAGCAGGUAUUCUAAUUCAAUUUGUAAUAAAAAUGUCGUAAUGUAAUCGAGUGGCUGUUUGUAACCAGUUA
Messenger RNA from Aricia agestis (brown argus), 1800 nucleotides. RefSeq names its product acetylcholinesterase-like. Bases 38 to 1711 code for a protein of 557 amino acids. The record is from RefSeq and is a predicted model, not a curated record. The transcript has 3 exons. Lineage: Eukaryota; Metazoa; Arthropoda; Insecta; Lepidoptera; Lycaenidae.